Molecule: messenger RNA, 4201 nt
Organism: Centruroides sculpturatus (bark scorpion)
Lineage: Eukaryota; Metazoa; Arthropoda; Arachnida; Scorpiones; Buthidae
Exons: 22
Coding region: 223-3570 (1115 amino acids)
Cellular component (GO): cytoplasm
Molecular function (GO): guanyl-nucleotide exchange factor activity; protein binding
Source: RefSeq, a predicted model, not a curated record
UCUAAAUACAUAAAACGUUUACAUCUCGUGCCCGAUUGAACAAAUUUAAAAAUCUACUUUUCAUUUUCCCGAGUAAUUUACAUCAAAAAUGAUUAAUUAGAAUUUCUUUUAUAUUUUAUUUAUUUAUUUAUUUCAAUUUAUAAUAAUGAAUAAGCAUUAAGCUAUGGAGUAAUUUACAACUUGAAGCAUGUGACAAUUGAGGGAUUAUUCAUUCAUUCAAUUAUGAAUUCAUUAUUUGAAUUCAGUAAAAUUCUUACCAUAAAAUCUCAUAAAAAAUCUACUGGUCAUAAUAUUUUACUUUCGACUUUUCUUGAAAUAGGAGAGAAAAGCAUCUUAGCACUUUUUUGUGAUAAUGGUUAUUUAUUGUUUCAUUAUACCAACAAUACUGCCAGUAAGCCUGUGAUACGCCAAUUACAAUGGUACGGUCAUAGAGGUAAAUUAAUCAAAGCAAUGUGUUUUGAUCCAAAUGGAAAUUGGUUAUUGUUAGCUGCUGUGGAUUCUACAUUAUAUAUUUUUCCUGUUUUUUCUUAUAUGGAUCAUACAGUUAAAAUUAAUACAUUAUGGAAGACAGACGACAUCACAGAAAUUAAAUUAAGUGGCCAAAGAGCAAUGCCAACAUCUAUCAAAUGGUGGGAGACUCUUCAAGGUCAACAUGUUGCCAUUAUAGGAAAUGAGCAUGGUGAGAUUUCCUUCAUUAAUAUGAAGACUCAGAAAGAAAUUGGUGGAACUUAUAUUACCAUAGGAAUUAAAAAUCUAGAUUUACUUCAUGAUGAUCAUCAUAAUACAACUUAUCUUCUGAUUACAGCUAAUAAUGAACAGCAAUGGCAUUUAAUGCUAGAAGAUAAGCGAACAGAAUUUUAUUGGUUAAUAAAUCAGGAAAUUGAUUCAGUAUCUGAUAGAAAAUUACAAGGAGACAAAUCAUCUUCUUCUUCUUCUUCUGAAGAUAAAAGUCCAGAACUUCGGCCUAAUCGUCUUUCCAAAUUUGAAAGUGGUAUAUAUCUUGCACCUCAGAAUGUUGGAGGACAUAAUUUAGUAUCAGCAUAUAGUUUCUCUUCAAACAGACUACAAAUUUUAGAUGGUGGUUUGGAACAUAUGCAUUUGUUUUCUUAUCAACUGCCAAAUAAUUGUAAACAUAUCAUCUUAACAGAUAAGCUUAUAUUCAUAAUCCAAUUGAUUGAAAAUGAUGAUAAUAAAACAUACAAAUUGCUGUUAUUAUCUCGUAAAUUUGCAGAGGCAACAAGUGAUCACUCCAAAAAGAAAGAAACAAUGGAAGCAGAGAUUCAAAAUUUCAUUUUAAAUACAGAUAUUAUAGCAAUAUAUAAAAAAUCUUGUUCUUCUUGGAGAAAAGAAAAAUUGAAAAAUGAAGCAAGACAAGAAGUACCUUUAACUGUCAGUGGAAAAGACAAUGAUGAAAUUAGCAUUAAAACAGAUAUUUCUGUUUAUAAAUCUGUUCAGUUCUCAGAAAAAUUAAGAAGUAAAAGUAAUCUUUCUUUACAUUCUGAACUUAUUUUGGAUGGAUGUCUUUUAAUUUUAAAAGAUUCUGUUUGGGAAUGUAGACUAAGGAUACUUCCAGAAAAGUUAUUUCUCAGCCUAACAGAUAUUCCUGCAAAUCUUCCUCAAGCUGAGAAAUUAGGGGUAAUGAUAGGUUUAGAUAUACAUCGUUUAUAUGAAAUUGCUGCUGAUUUGCAAUUGGCUAAUGGCCAAUUUGCUCAAGCUGUUCAUCUUUACCAGUUGUCAAAGUGUUCUCAACUUAAAAGAGUUGCCUAUUUUAUGAAUUAUGGCUAUUUAUCAGAAUUAAUAGCUUAUAUUCAAGUGUUAUUUAGUACAAAAAGUAUUGAAAUUCCAACACCAGAUAAGGUACAUUUUGCUAACAUUGCUUUGCAUUGUUUUGUUCAACAAAUUACAGAGAAGUGCUUGGAAAGGCCUGCUGUUUAUCAAGCAUUUAGAAAAUUUCUUCAAGAAAAUAUUUUUUAUGAUGAUGAAGUUGCAAUAAGAUUACUUAGUCAAGAAGGAUUAUUUGAUUUAUUAUUCUUCUGUUCAGAGAUCCGUUGUCAGCUUGGCUUGAUGGUGGAAUUCUUGUUAUCUAUCAAUUCCAUAAAAGAUUCUUUGGAUGUUUUAGCAUAUAAUGUUCUUAUGGAAAAUGAUUAUGGAAAAUUGUUAUUAUUUUCUGAAAAUGGUAUGAUUUUAUUUAAAUUGCCAUCUAUGGUGCUUGCCGUUAACGAUCGAAAGAUUGUAUCAAUUGCUUGUGGUUCCGAUUUCACUAUUGUAUUAGAUUCUGUCGGAAAAUUAUGGGGAUGGGGUCAAAACGACAGUGGACAGUUAGGACAAAAACCUACACAAGAGUCUACUUCGAGGUCGCAAAGUUCCACCAGUAAUCGUGUAAUUACUAUCCGAACGAAUCGUAGAAUGAUAACCAUCACUCAGGGAUGCAGACAGGGUAUAUUACGUCCUGUACAAAUUAAUGCAUUUUCAGGAUUUCAAGGUCAGACUGUUAUGGAUUGGGAGAGUGGAAGUUUUGAAAAUGAUAUGGCACUGUAUCAAAUUAUUUACUAUCAAGCGAGAAAUAAUCAGACAAAUAUUUGUUUGCCUACGUUAUCAAAACUUGACGAUCCUUCUUACGGUCCAAGAGCUCUUCAUGCCACAUUAAAGAUAUUUCAUCGUUCCUGUGAUUUUACUGCCACAUUGAAUCGCUGUUUGGCAUUUCAUCAGUUUCAAGCUGCUGCAGAACUUUGUAGGUUAGAAGGAUUAUAUGCUCAGGCAGUUAAGUAUCAAUUGCAAGCUCUAGGAGAAAGCAUUCAAAGUAUCACCAGUUUACCUUCAGUAACAUUAGAAGUCAUUCAAUAUUACACCAGGAUGUUAGAUCAGGAUAACUUCGAUGCCGUGAAGCAGUUUCUCGAACAUGUAAUUACAUUUUGGAUGGAUCACGACUUAUCCAUAGAACAAAUUGAAUCAUUUUUCCAGAAACGUCCAACUCUAUUUUAUUAUCCACUAGGAUUGCUGUUAUUUUGUAACACUACAAGUAAAGAAACGGUUUCUACAAUUCAGCACUUUUUAAAUAAAUUAUCGACAAACUUUUGUCUGACUGUGGUAUCUUCAAUCAUCAAGCACGUACAGUCCGGUCAACAACAUACAGAAUUAAUGGAUUACAUGAUGGAAUUAACCGGAACUGCAAGCAUGCUACAGCAGAUUCAUAUGGUAGAUAGAUGGGAGGGACCCGUUCCGACUCAUUGUCUCUGGCAAGAGAUUUUUCACAAUCUACAGAAGCGAGCUCUGGCCAAUUGUAGCAUUCAUCUGUCGUCCAACGACGUCGAACGUCUGAGCAAAUCGUUAAUAAGCGAACGCAUAGGUUCUCACGUUUCUACUUCGUGUAGCAAAGACGUGAUCAUUUUCACCUGCGGUCACCAUUACACUACUCAGAAUUUCAAGUCGAUAAUACUUCCGUAUUUUAAGGAAUCGUUACACACGUUUCCUCAGACCAGCAAGCAGAUGUUGGCCCGAUACCAGUCAGACGGAGCAAUACCGGCCGCUUGUCCCAGAUGCGUGGUAACGGAAAUUAAAAGCGAACUUUAAUAAGAAAUUAUUGUGAAUAUUAAAGUUAUUAAUGUUCAGUAAAUGUAAAAGUCUAUUAUGGAUUGUCAUUGGGGUGUUUUGUUUUUAAUCUCAGGAAUAUACGCACGAUCAUUUUUUCUUUAAAAUUGUUCCUAUAAGUUUUAUGUAUUUAUAUUUGGAUAUUUUUCAUUUUGUUUAUAGUAAGAAUAAAUUUAAAAAAAAUUUUCGACAGACUUUUUUAAGAAAUCGUACCAUAGAUGCUUUCAUACAAAUAAGACAAAUUGACAUUCACCAAACGAUUCAUACUCUUAUUUUGUGCCGAAAUAAAUUUCAAAUUUUAUACCUUAUCGUCUCAGAUAAUAGUGAAAGUAGGAUGUUAUAUCAAUGUGUAAUUCUUUAAUGUAAAUUGUGGACUUUGAUGAAUAGAAAAGCUCGUAUAGAUGCUUGAUUUUACUUGUUAAUUGCUCUUAUUGUUUGACGGGAUGAGUCAAAAAUGUCUGUCAAAUGGAAGACAAGAAUGAAAAGCAUUCUGUUUUGUUAAAGGAAUUGAAUAUAUUAUUAAUUUGCUUUCCACAAAUUUUAUUGAAACCAAAAUUUGGUCUUGUUGAUUUUUUGUUUAAGAUUUUUUAAACGUUUUGGUUUUUGUAUAUAU